CGUCUCCUCAUCAUGUCAGACGGCAGCAGAACUGUGGACGACGUCAAAGCCCUCCAUCAGACCCUCGAAGGCUUCGAUUCACAGCUGACGUCCAAGUUUUAUGACACGUGGGCAGAGACAUACAACCAGGAUAUGAAGCUAAUGAACUACAGAUCACCAAAUCUGGCAGUCAAUAUCCUGGAUGCCAACUUCUCUGGGAAUCGUGAAGAGGCUCGCGUUUUGGACGUGGCCUGUGGGUCUGGACAGGUCGCUAAACUG
Messenger RNA from Plectropomus leopardus (leopard coralgrouper), 258 nucleotides. The record is from RefSeq and is a predicted model, not a curated record. NCBI's taxonomy places the organism in Eukaryota, Metazoa, Chordata, Actinopteri, Perciformes, Serranidae.